AAUCAUCCUCCUAGUUUUUCUCGUCAUGUGUUUUGCACAUAACGCGCUCGUUGAACUUUUACUGAAAAUUAUUUUAUUCUUUGCAAAGGAUUCCAGUUGAAAUCGCUUAUUCGGUACAGUCGAGUCCAGCAGGAUGGGUAAGGAGAAGACUCACAUCAACAUCGUCGUGAUCGGCCAUGUGGACUCCGGCAAGUCCACCACUACCGGCCACCUCAUCUACAAAUGUGGGGGCAUAGACAAACGUACCAUUGAGAAGUUUGAGAAGGAGGCUCAAGAGAUGGGCAAGGGUUCUUUCAAAUAUGCGUGGGUCCUGGAUAAAUUGAAAGCAGAGCGUGAGCGCGGUAUCACCAUAGACAUCGCGCUGUGGAAGUUCGAGACCGCGAAGUAUUACGUGACCAUCAUCGACGCCCCGGGACACAGGGACUUCAUCAAGAACAUGAUCACUGGCACUUCGCAGGCGGACUGUGCAGUACUUAUUGUAGCCGCCGGCACCGGCGAGUUCGAAGCUGGCAUCAGCAAGAACGGGCAGACACGCGAACACGCAUUACUCGCCUUCACGCUCGGUGUGAAACAGCUGAUCGUGGGCGUCAACAAGAUGGACUCCACUGAACCGCCGUACCACGAAGCCCGCUAUGAGGAGAUCAAAAAAGAAGUCUCUUCUUAUAUUAAGAAAAUUGGCUACAACCCUGCGACGGUCGCGUUCGUGCCGAUCUCUGGCUGGCACGGGGACAACAUGCUGGAGCCUAGCGACAAAAUGCCCUGGUUCAAGGGGUGGAACAUUGAGCGCAAGGAGGGCAAGGUUGAGGGCAAGACGCUCAUCGAGGCCCUGGACGCGAUCCAGCCGCCGUCGCGGCCCACGGAGAAGCCGCUGCGGCUGCCGCUGCAGGACGUGUACAAGAUCGGCGGCAUCGGCACCGUACCCGUCGGCCGCGUCGAGACCGGCAUACUCAAGCCUGGUAUGGUGGUGGUGUUUGCGCCGGCGGCCAUCACGACCGAGGUGAAGUCUGUGGAGAUGCACCACGAGGCUCUGCAGGAGGCCAUGCCCGGGGACAAUGUGGGCUUCAACGUAAAGAACGUUUCCGUGAAAGAGCUGCGUCGCGGCUACGUGGCCGGAGAUUCCAAGAAUGCGCCGCCUAAAGGCGCUGCCGACUUCACUGCUCAGGUGAUCGUGCUAAAUCACCCCGGGCAGAUCAGCAAUGGAUACACACCGGUGCUGGAUUGCCACACGGCCCACAUCGCCUGCAAGUUUGCCGAGAUCAAGGAGAAGUGCGACCGUCGUACUGGUAAAACAACAGAGGAGAACCCGAAGUCGAUAAAGUCUGGCGACGCGGCCAUCGUGACACUAGUGCCAACCAAGCCGCUGUGCGUGGAGUCGUUCCAGGAGUUCCCGCCGCUCGGCCGCUUCGCCGUGCGCGACAUGCGCCAGACGGUCGCCGUGGGCGUCAUCAAGAGCGUUACCUUCAAGGAAGUCACGACAGGUAAAAUUACCAAGGCUGCCGAGAAGGCCCAGAAGAAGAAAUAACUAUGGGGCACUUUAAACAAAGUUUUGCUGCCGACAACCACCGCCAGCGCCGGGCCGCCAGUUCAAUCCCGUAUUACAUUUGCUGACGCGAGCCUCACUCUAAAGCCGAUGUCACACUCCAGGCGGGCAGACGAUGGUUGCGGCGCAUGCAGCAUCACUAAAGGAUAUCCAUUAUCGCUGUUGAAUCCCACCCGUGUACAACCCCCCUUAGCGCCUCCCCACAAUCGGAGCUUCUUCACUGGUGACAUCACGCUCGUCCCCGACACAUGCAUUUAUCAUAGCACGAUAUUUUUAAAGUUAGUACGUUUUAGUUACGCUUACGUGUUAAGUUUAUGUCUUUGUGAUUAUUUUAGUCGUAAGUUACUUGACAAGUUUGAGUUUCCGUACUUGAAAGCUCGUUACGUUUUAUUUUUCCAUCGCAAAGAGUUUAGGAGGAAAAGUAUUGUGGAAAAUAUUGAAUUUUUGAACCAUUUCCUAGCGCACCACUUGCUCACUUUUGUUUUUAAUUAUACAUUUAAUUUAGAUAGUAUUACAGAAAAUUUUCAUAUGUUUUAUGUUGUAUUAAAAACAGUUACUUAUUUGAAACUGUGUUGAUUGUCAUAUUGUUGGAAAAAUUUUCUAGCUACUGAUGUUUUCUGAUAACAACAAAAACUACUGUAUAAAGCUAGUUUUCCUGUAGAUACAUUUUAUUUACAAUUUCAUGAAAUGGUUGAAGUAUUUUAAGGUAAACAUCAGAGUGUAGAAAAUUAAAAGAGUAGUUGAUUGUAAAUCAAUACUCUUAGUUGAAAUUAGCAGAUAAAACUAAAAAGGCGUUAAAAACGUUUGAAGAAAUUUGAAUUUUGUAAGUGGUAGUUUAAAGUAAUUUUUGUUUCUUGUAACAGUAAAAAAAUAUCAUUGGUUGUCAGGCUGAAAAAAUUUUUACGAAGUAAUUUUUUAUUUUGCUAUCACAUUAAUUAACAACAUUAAAAUGUAUCUACCAAUCUUUCAUUUUAUACAUGUAUGUAUAUCUAGCUUUAUUAUUGUACCAAAGUACCUACCCUGACGGUCACAUAGGUACGGAAAACAAACUCGUGACUCAUUUAAGCUAAAUGUGACUUUGUAAUUUUCUCAAUAAUUUUGUAAAGACCUUACCCUGAUAAACCAAUAAAGA
Molecule: messenger RNA, 2672 nt
Organism: Amyelois transitella
Lineage: Eukaryota; Metazoa; Arthropoda; Insecta; Lepidoptera; Pyralidae
Product: elongation factor 1-alpha
Exons: 11
Coding region: 134-1522 (462 amino acids)
Biological process (GO): translation; translational elongation
Molecular function (GO): GTPase activity; GTP binding; translation elongation factor activity
Source: RefSeq, a predicted model, not a curated record